Messenger RNA from Haemonchus placei, 3642 nucleotides. NCBI's taxonomy places the organism in Eukaryota, Metazoa, Nematoda, Chromadorea, Rhabditida, Trichostrongylidae. The record is from the annotation of a GenBank genome assembly.
AUGUGCGAUGGCGGGCGUAUCCAGGUGCCACCUCCAGAUGGAGUAGCCUGAGGUGGCGGUGGCCCUUUAGGCAAUGGUAUCGAUGACAUGUUUCCCCGGAAUGGAGGAGCACCAAUCAUUGAUGGCCUUCUGUCUCUGUGAUCGGGAAGGGUAGGCGGCUUUCUCAUAGGACCAACGCCCAUAGGCAUUCCUGGUGGACCGGAUGGCGGAGUGCUGAGCAAUGGUUGUCGAGGUAGAGGGAUCAUUGGAGGUGGCGGUAUCGGUCUUGGAAGAGGCGGAGGCGUUGGUGUAGCUUGCUGUGCCGGGUUUUGAGGUGGUGCUUCCUUUUCUUUUGUAGUCUCCUUCACUUCUUCGCGCUUUGGGAUUUUAAAAUUCUUCAAACUUCCAACGAAACCAAAUGGCAGUGGCGCAGUAGGGGUAGUUUUUGAAGAAGAAUUACCAGCAGCUGUACUACCACUUGCAUUGAUGUCAAAAGUUGAAGCUGCAUUCGACGACUUGUGCCUCUUAUGCUCGCGAUCCUUUUCUUUUCCCUCAGCCUUUCUCUUCUGCCGUCGAGAUUCAUCUGAUUUAUCUUUAGACCUUUCCUUAUGCCCUUCCUUCUUCUCUUUAUCUCGUUUCUUUUCUUGUUUCUCAAGUUUCGGCAUCGCUUGCAUAGGUAUGGACUUAGUCUUCUGCGCAUCAACUGAAGGGGAUGCACGUGAAGGUACUUUGGGAAUCUUUAAUAUCAGCUUGCUGGCGCCUUCAAUCUUGACAGUGGGUGUAGUGUUCUGAGAUCCCUCAGCUGAUGGUGCCUGAUCCCGUCCUGAUUCCGAGGAAAUUCGUGGGGAAGAGGUGCUUGCCUGGGCAGUGACUGUGACAGACUGUAAAGGCGAUGCACUGACGGAUGUGCUUGAAAGAGGGGUUGAAGCUACCGUUGAUGCAGCCGAUAUGCGUUCUUCAGGUGGCGGAGGAGACUCUGUUCCAUCGUCAUAGAGAUCGCUAAAAAAGCAUGCUAGAGACUUAUAUUACCGUAAACUCUUCCUGCUUCCAAUCAAACCCCAGACCACUGACUCUACUCACUUGAAAACACUUCUCUUCGGGGGAGGUGUAGCUUGAGAUGGCGCAGACGUUUUUAGCCUCCCUACUACCGCAUCAAGACUGGUCUUCCUCGGUUGAGACGAUCGCGGCGAAGGCAGAGGAGCAGGCUGGCUUACUGAUGGUGAAGCCGCUGCGAGUGGAGAUGGGGGAGGAAGUGUAGAGGAUGACGGAGUACCAACAGGAGCACACAGAGGACUCAUUGAAUGUGAAGGACUGUUCGUAGCUGAAGUCGUUGCAACUUGAUUUGUCACAGGCGAACGCGAUGGAAACAUGCCCAAUGAUUUCGGCGGUGGUGGAGGAUCACAUUCGUCAUCCGAUUCGGUAUCAACAUAAGGAGACGUUGAUACUCCAAGCAUACCUGGAUUAGACAUUUGUUCAAAGUCACUGUACGAUCUCUGCAAUGGAGGUGGCACUCGCUGCUGCAUUUCCAGUUCGGCAUGCGACAUUGCUAACGCCGCCUUACGAGAGCCACGCGGACGACGUACUCCAGUUUUUCCGCGAGGCUUUCGAGUUGGAAUGCCGGCCAAGGCAGGAUCCUUCCCCAUUGUCUGUUGUAGAUCGCCCAUUCGAUCUCCCAUGUUGGCAGUUUUUCGAGCUCGUGGACGUCGCUUGGUUACGGUUCCUCUCAUAGACUGUCCAGAAAUCGGGCUUCCGACGGCUCCGUACGCAAAUGGAGUGUACUGGGGCGAUGGUGAAGGAUAGGCCGAUCCGCUACCUACGGAACGAUCGUCGGCGAACUCAAAAACAUCCGGAGUGGCGGAUGCAAGUCCAACGGCCGCUGCCGCACCGACACUGUGCGUCAUUUUCAAUCGAGCCGUUUCCAGAGGGCUUAACUGUGGUACACCACUGCCCGGACCGCUUCCACUGACACAUCCGGUUGGACGUGACGGUGCUGGACUGGUUGAGUGUCGAUUCGAUAGUAAUGGCGUCGGUGUUUUGUUAUCAUCAUCCAUGCCGUCAGCUAACUGACAUAUCGCCUCCUGCAAGGUUUGUAUAUUACACUCAACCGGUUCAGGCACCGUCAGGACGUUACGAACAAGAUGACGUUUGAUGCUCAUCAAUUUCGAGGCUUUGUAUUUGAAUACUCUUCUUGUCACUUUUGCCACAAUUUUAUUUAAGUUCCGUACCAGGUCUGAUAUCGCGAGAGCUGUAUCAGAUUGAACACGCUGAGUACGAGCUUCUGCUCGGGCAGCAGCUGGUGGGCGAGUACCGCUCUCAGUUGUUAUCUCUUUGUAAGAAGCAAGAAGUCCACCCGGUGUAGCUAAUGGCACAGAAUGCACCUCGAAGGUGAAUUCAGGCACACAUGCUCGAAGUGGUUUCUUUGAAUCUUUGCUUCUGUUCAACAAUGGCAACCAAGCAGUGCCAACUUUAUCCAUGCCUGAUACACAUGAUUCAUUAUCCACUUCCAUAGCAGUUUGUUCUGCACUUAUUUCGUCACUGCGGACAUCUUCACAUCCCAGCUCUUUAAGCACUCGUACCAUCGAAACAGGAAUAGAACGAGUCUUGUUGAUCCUUGUCGUAAGCAUAGAAUUAAGGUCGACACGCACGGGGACACCAUUCGAAUCCUCGACGCUACCAAUCCAUUCAAAUUCGCGAGUCAGUUCAAUACGAACUAGGUACAUUUUAUUAGCUACACAAAAUGAAAGUUCGUAUCGAGCUGCUGAAGGUACGAUACGAAUGUCAACAUGAGGCUGUCCUUCCUUCCAUUUCCCACUAGUCAUCGCUAACAGCGACUCCCAGAGGCUGUUGUGUAUUGCUUGGGCUCGAACGAUAGACACUAUCUCAGCAAGCUCCGAGCCAUUCCCUAUACAAAUUUCAGAAAUGACGCAGUCUCUUUCUUCAAGAAGAGAAUUAGUGCAUACUGUGUACCAAUGCUGACGAUAGGGCUGUGGAAAGCAAGUACGCAUCACGAGUUCAGAUUGCUCAAAUUUGAAACCACUCAUGUAUCGGUACAAGUUGACGUUUUCCUUCACAGCGGCAGGUCUUGCCAAAUGGCGUUCCAAACGCCGCCACAUACCAUAGCUAAACAGCAUUGGCGACGAAAAACGCAGCUGGAAACCGGCCUUGCAAGCAGAAACUGAGGACCAGGGAUUGCGUGAAUCUCCUGCUGGGAGCUGUAUUUCCUUAUCAAGGCUAACUAUCGAUAACUCCAUAUGGUCAAGAUUGUCGAAGUCUGAAAGUUCCAACUGAGGUUUUUUCUUGGCAACAACAUAGCUUGGCUCGACAGUAUAAAAUAUUUUUGCCGGUCGUAGUGGCGUACGAUACAGCAAAAAUCCAUAUGGGAGAGUUCCAAUGGUUUCAAAUGACGGACUCACACCACAGGAGGCUGAGAGGAAGCCUUCGAAUGUAUCGAGAGCAGUAACACAAAUGUUCUUCUCGGCAGCUGUGAUAUUGCUUGGUAUCGUUGCCAAUACAGAAAAAAUGUUCCCACGCAAUUUUCCAUAAUCUCCACUUCUUAUCAAUUGAACAGCAUCGUCGCAAACAACUGCAGGCUUGCCAAAAUAUCCAAUUUUACACGAGGUUACUUCAUCACCAUCGAAGGUAAACUCUAUAGUAAUAUCAUAG